This is a messenger RNA of Talaromyces atroroseus, 639 nucleotides long. RefSeq lists its product as hypothetical. The record is from RefSeq and is a predicted model, not a curated record. The transcript has a single exon. Gene Ontology annotation, molecular function: protein binding. Bases 1 to 639 code for a protein of 212 amino acids. NCBI's taxonomy places the organism in Eukaryota, Fungi, Ascomycota, Eurotiomycetes, Eurotiales, Trichocomaceae.
AUGACCUCCACCGAUAUUGACAGCUACACACAAUACGCUCUCCAUCUGGACCCAACCACAAAAAGCAUCUCCCUAGCUACCUCAGAGGGUCAGACUCCAACACAACUCGAGACCAUCAAUAGCGAACUUCAGAAGUUGAAUAUACUGCACCGUGCAUUGGUCGGCCUAGACUCACCCAACGUUCCCCCACCACCUCUGCCCAUCAACCCUAAGCGCAGUGCACAAAUCACCAAACUACGCGAGACUGCCAACACUGCAUUCCGCAAAUCCAACUAUACGGAAGCCAUCAAGUUAUACGGCUACGCUAUAGACAUGGCGAUGAGCCGGCCGGCGUGGGAACCGGUCAACCUUGUCCGCGACGAGCUAUCGGGACUCUAUUCAAACCGCGCGCAAGCAUAUAUGUCUGAACAGCUGUGGCCGGAGGGCUGGGUUGACUCGAAAUGCAGCGUAGAGUGCAAGCCUGUUGGUAACGUUAAGGCGUGGUGGCGCGGCGGGAAAUGCCUUGUUGAGAUGGGACGAUGGGAUGAGGCUCGCGCCUGGACUGAGCAGGCCCUGGGAAUUGAAGGGCCGGCAAGCGAGGGUGGCAAGGAGCUUGUUUCAUUGCUGGAAGAAAUUCAAGCUGGGAGCAAGAAGGCAUAA